Molecule: messenger RNA, 2484 nt
Organism: Prunus mume (Japanese apricot)
Lineage: Eukaryota; Viridiplantae; Streptophyta; Magnoliopsida; Rosales; Rosaceae
Source: RefSeq, a predicted model, not a curated record
CCAAAGCUUCAGAAGCUUUUGGUUUUGGGAGAAGAGAAUUUGAAUGUCAGGAACCAUCAUUGGCAAGUUCAACCCUUUACAUGGCGGUGACAUCAUCCUCUCUCUGUUUCACAAGCACACGACCUUUGGCCAUUUGAAGCAAAUCUACUCCCUCCUCAUCACCUUUGGCCUCUCACAAAACCCUUUCUUCCUCGCCAAGCUUGUUACUUCCACUGCAGCCUCUCAACCUAGCCAUCUUGCCUACGCUUCGCUGCUCUUCGACGGGGUAGAAGCACCCACCACUCAGUUAUGGAAUUCCAUAAUCAGAUCAUUCUCUACGAGUUCAGAACCUCGCAGGUCCCUCAUUUUCUAUUAAAAAAUGCGCACAAAUGGUAUUGCUCCCGACAAGCACACCUUCCCUUUGCUUCUCAAGGGCUUUUCCAAGUUGGAAAACGAAAACCCAUUUCAGUUUUACGCUCAUAUAGUCAAGUUUGGAUUGAAUUUUGACCAAUUUGUGAGGAAUUCAUUGAUAUCUGCAUUUUCUGGUUGCGGGUACUUAGAGUCUGCCAACCAGGUGUUUGAUGAAAGUACGCACAAGGAUGUGGUUGCUUGGACUGCAUUUAUUGACGGGUAUGUGAAAAACGGUCGUGCCCUGGAAGCAAUCAAGUGUUUUUUGGAGAUGAGAUUGAUGGGAAUUAGGGUCGAUGAGGUGACAGUUGUUAGUGUUCUUUGUGCUGCCGGAAUGGCUGGUGAUAUUUGGUUUGGACGGUGUGUUCACGGGUUCUAUGUGGAAGCAGGUAGAGUACAAUGGGAUGCCUAUGUUGGUAGCGCUCUUCUGGAUAUGUACAUGAAGUGCGGCUACCAUGAAGAUGCUUGUAAAGUUUUUAAUGAAAUGCCAGUUAAAAAUGUAGUUUGUUGGAGUGCCUUGAUCGCAGGUUUUACACAAUGUAGCAAAUAUAAAGAUGCAUUGCUUGCCUUGAAAUAUAUGCUUUCAGAGAGUAUCAGACCUAACCAAUCUACAUUCACGAGUGUCCUUACUUCUUGUGCGCACCUAGGGGCACUAGAUCAAGGAAAGUCGGUUCAUGGUUACAUAUGUAGGCAUAAAAUUCCAGUGAACUCGUUACUUGGAACAGCAUUAGUAGAUAUGUAUGCAAAAUGUGGUUGCAUUGAUGAGGCUCUAUCUGUUUUUGGAAAGUUGCCCACCAAGGACGUCUUUACUUGGACUGCUAUGAUUAGUGGGUUGGCAAUGGAUGGGGAUGCUUUAAAAGCUUUGAACUUCUUCUCAAGUAUGUUACAGAGUGGGGUUCUACCUAAUGAAGUAACCUUCAUUGGUGUUCUUAGUGCUUGUUCUCAUGGAGGUCUUGUAGAUGAGGGACGUAAGCUUUUUGGUUCAAUGAACCAGGUUUUUCAUUUGGAGCCUACUGUAGACCACUACGGUUGUAUGGUUGAUUUACUUGGUAGAGCUGGGUACUUAGAAGAAGCAAGAAAAAUGAUUGAGGGGAUGCCAAUGUUGCCAACAGCUGGUGUAUGGGGAGCUCUGCUUGGUGCCUGUGUGAUUCAUAAGAAUUUUGAGCUAGGGGAACUUGUAGGAAAUCAUCUGAUCAAGCUGCAGUCAAAUCACAGUGGACGAUACAUACUUUUGUCAAACUUGUACUCGACAUGGAAAAAAUGGGAAAUAGCUGCUGGCAUAAGGAAGCUCAUGAAAGGGAAACGUGUUGAAAAGAUAACAGGGUAUAGCUGGAUAGAAGUCAAUGGUGCAAUUUUUGAGUUCGCUGCUUUUGGCAAAUCACAUUCUGAAUCAGAUAAUAUAUAUUUGAUGCUGGACAACAUGUUCGUCCAAUUGAAACUCGCUGGUUAUGUUCCAGAUACUAACCUACUUGCGUUUGACAUUGAUGGAAUCUGAGUAUAAUUAUUCAUCUCCCAAGCAUGAUGAUUUUCUCAUUGACAAGGAUGGUCAGCUUUGAACUUUAUUGCAUACUCCAAAUUCAAUGCAUCAUGGUGUGUUGACUUCUUGCCGUAUUGAUUGAAGUGCUUGUAGAUACUUGGAACCUUUGUCAGACAAUUCUACAACUUAUGCUUGGAUCUUUGACCCUGUUUUUUUUUGGGUCAACUUUUUUCCCUCUUGAAGGUUGUAUAAUCCAACUCUCGAUGCUAUUGGAACAAGAAUUUUGACCGUCCUUUUUCACUCAAGGCCUGAGUUGAGGUUUUGGUUGAUCUUCACACAGAACCGCUGCGAUCCACGGUGCAAGAGGAGGAGAUUUCCGCUGCUCUCAAAGCUUCUGUUGAUAGUUUGGACAGUUUCAGGCUCAGAUGACAGAUGAUGCAGGCUAUGAUGUAGUACCGAUACUGCCGCCCCAAUGACAUUCCAGAUUACAGCCCUUUAGCAAUAUGCAAGUUUAUUUGAAUAAUUUGUAGUUUUUAGAUGAUUUUGUUUUAAUUUUUUUUACAUGUGAACAAUUUAUAUAGCCAAAAUUAUUCGCACUCCAAAAUAGUCAUUAUGUACAA